AUGACCCAGUCUAAACCCACCCAAAGCACCGCCUUAGGCACCUCGAGCCGCGACAAAUACACCGAUAAAGACGGCCAAUACCGGCCGCCAGUCUCCAAAUUCCGCGAUAUUAUCUCGCCCGAUCCGUCGGCUCCAUUCCCGGCAGAGAAGGACCGUUAUGCCUUGUACAUCCACUACGGCUGUCCGUGGGCGCACCGCACCAACAUCGUGCGCUCGCUCAAGGGGCUUGAGGAUGUGAUUCAGCUUAUUGUGCUUGAUGCCUUUGACCCGGCGAAGAGCUGGUACUUUUCUGGCAAGCUAGGGCCUGACAAAGAUCCACUUUACGGUGUCAAGUAUCUGAGAGACUUGUACAUGAGGGUAGAUCCGGAGUAUCAGGGACGGGUUACUGUGCCGACGCUCUGGGACAAGAAGAAAGAGACAAUUGUCAACAACGAAAGCAGCGAAAUAAUUCGUAUGUUCAACACCGCCUUCGAUGCCUUGCUCCCCGAAGAAAAACGCGAGUCUACAAAAGCCUCCGCCGGGCUCUUACCCCCGCACCUGCAAGCCGACAUCGAGGAGAUGAACGAAUGGGUCUACAAAAACAUCAACGCCGGAGUCUACGGGGCCGGCUUCGCGUCCACGCAGCAGGCGUACGAGGAGCACGUCUUCCCGCUGUUCAAAUCCCUCGACAGGCUGGAAGAGCAUCUUUCUCAACCGGGGCAUUCGCCCUACCUAUUCGGUGAACACAUCACCGAGGCGGAUAUUAGGCUGUUCCCUACCCUGGUGAGGUUUGACACGGCGUAUUAUACGCUAUUCAAGGUCAAUUUGAAGAUGAUUCGGCAUGAUUAUCCGAAGUUGCAUGAGUGGCUUCGGCGACUGUAUUGGGAUGAGAGUGAAAAGACGAAUGGGGCGUUUAAGAACACCACGAGGUUUGAGGAGAUUAAAUCUGGGUAUACACUGGCCACGCGGCAAGAGAUUGUUCCUGCAGGGCCGAUCCCAGACAUUCUUCCUCUAUGA
This is a messenger RNA of Coniosporium apollinis CBS 100218, 996 nucleotides long. RefSeq lists its product as uncharacterized. The coding region runs from base 1 to 996 and encodes 331 amino acids. The record is from RefSeq and is a predicted model, not a curated record. Lineage: Eukaryota; Fungi; Ascomycota; Dothideomycetes. Gene Ontology annotation, molecular function: glutathione transferase activity. Gene Ontology annotation, cellular component: cytoplasm. The transcript is spliced from 4 exons.